Messenger RNA from Papaver somniferum (opium poppy), 575 nucleotides. Its product is annotated as 39S ribosomal protein L41-A, mitochondrial-like. Gene Ontology annotation, biological process: translation. Gene Ontology annotation, molecular function: structural constituent of ribosome. Bases 149 to 430 code for a protein of 93 amino acids. Gene Ontology annotation, cellular component: mitochondrial large ribosomal subunit. The record is from RefSeq and is a predicted model, not a curated record. The transcript is spliced from 4 exons. NCBI's taxonomy places the organism in Eukaryota, Viridiplantae, Streptophyta, Magnoliopsida, Ranunculales, Papaveraceae.
CUCGACUCUAAUUUUAAAGUUAAAUUUUUUUCCUCACUUGUCCAUCGGAAGAGAAAAAGGCUUUCAUCGAUUCUUCUCGCGGAGUUUUCUUCUCUGAACCGAAUUGCAAGCCCCUAAGGCCUUUGAUUACUUUCUCCGAAGAUCGAAAAUGGUAUUGGGAUUGUUGGUAGGGCUGGGAAGAUCAAUGAGAAGAAAGAGAACAUCAUCUCUUUCUAUCCUUUCAUCUAAACGUGCUCCUAAAGAUUAUUACAAAGGGAAAAAUUGUAAACCUACUGGUUUUCAUACCCGCAAAGGUGGAUAUGUUGUUGUUGAUGAGAAAUUGCCAAAUUAUGUUGUUCCUGAUCUGACAGAUUUCAAGUUGAAGCCAUAUGUUUCGCAAUGUGCAGUAGGGGUGAAAACAGCAGAGGCUGCUACGAGUGCAGCCAAGUGAAUAUGCGGCAAACUGAGCAAGUAUUUUAAUCGUCUGUUCAUUUUCUGAUAUGUUUUUCGUAGUUUUUCUGGAACAUAGAAAUGAAGAUGGAAAUAUAACAUAUUUUGAGAAUGUAUUGAUAAUUGGGAAUACGUGUUUUCUUGUC